GAUCGGAGCCAGAAGUUAUGGCGAAAUUCGAACUUGGUGGACUACCAUUAUAUAGCACCGACGAAAGCCAGAGGAAGUCUGAUAGUGGACAUGCAGGCAAAUAAUCUGAACCUACGAGUGGAGUUAAGGUAGAGGGUUGAGAUUAGUGGCCUACUGUGGGUUCUUAUUAGUUGGCACUUUCUCGGCCACCUUUAUCACCCGUCUGCACUCGAUAAGUGUGGUUCGCAGAGCCUUAGUCGCAUUCGAAUAUUCAAAUUGGAUCAUGGCAGCACAGAGCAAACUUGCGGAGGUAGCUUUCAAUUGCACCUGCCAGGAGUUCGUCCAUCCUUGGACCUCGAGUUGCGCCUGUGCGACGGCGGGAAUGUUGCUAUCCUUAAUUCCUGGCACCUUUCGCACCUAUAGUAUGGUCUAUCUGUUUUCACUUGCUAUGCGUAGGCGCAUUCCAUCGCUAAAGGAUCUGAAAAACACUGCACUCAGCACUCUACAGUCCACGGCUUUUCUCUCCCUGAAUGGCAGCCUUUUUAUCCUGGCCAUUUGCCUGGUGCGUCAAUUUUUGGGUGGUUUCUACUUUCCUACGGCCACCUGGAUUCCCGCGCUCUUGGUCAGCUCCAUAUCACUGAUGGUAGAACGACCGGGGCGACGUGCUCCGCUGGCCAUGUAUGUGGCCAACGUGGGCAUUGAGACGCUGUGGAAGAUGAUGGAGGUCCGAGGCCUGGUGAGAUCCAUUCCCAAUGGUCAGGUGCUCAUCAUGGGCCUUAGUCUCACCGCCUUGAUGUAUCUAUAUCGAACGGGCCUUCACAAAACGGUGGCCAAGGAUGCUACCUUCAAAGGAUUGGGUCUCAUUGUAGGCCAGGAGGAGGAGGGUCCUUUGAAGACGCCGGUGGUGAACACCUCUCAAAGACCCCGACCACCCAGGCUAAAUAUCCGCUGCAUCUCGUCUCACCUCCUGGUGUAUGACCAACUGAUGUCCCUCAAGCAUCCCAGUUGUCCACACAAACAGGGUUGUGCUCUGUACGCCCUCCUUGGUGGCCUAAGACCCUUCCUCGGGGGCGUGGGCCUCUCGGUGGGCUUAAAGCUGCUGCUCAACAUUACCAAGAUCUUCCAGUUUAAGAUGCAGUGGCGAAAGCAGAUCUUCAACAAGGGGUCCCUGCAGUUGGGCCUAGCACUGGGAAUCUUUUCACUGCUCUUUAAGUCCACUUCCUGUGCUUUGCGACACUCUUUCGGAUAUGAUGAAGCUAUUUUCGCCAUUCCAGCUGGCUUACUGGGAUCAAUUGGUCUUCUUCACUUUCCCAACACAACAGUUUCCCUGUACCUGAUGUUCAAGUCCCUACAACUGUUGUACAACUGGGGUGUCUCCCAGGGAAAGGUGCCCGAGGUGCCGAACUUCUCCGUGAUCAUGUAUGGAUUCUUCACGGCCGUGCUCUGUCACUCAACCGUACUGGAAGCGCAGUCCAUGAGGCCAAGCUACUUUAAGUUUAUCGAGACCAUUUCCGGAGGUCGUCUCAGCCGUUUUAACUUGAAACCCUUCGAGGCUUUCGGAGUACACAGCCAGGAUCAGGCCAACCAAGUGAUCAAGAAGCUGGGCAUUGCUGUCAACUCGGCGAACCCCCUGUUUCCACUGACUGUUUAGAAGUCGUUCCAUACCUUGUUCUUCAUUCGACUUUUUUAAAACAAAAUAUUUUUGCAAGACGCUAAUAGUCAAGGUAUUACCUUAUUUAUUCAGAAAAUUAAUCAACUUAACUGAAUCGAAUUGAUUUUGAACAGUUUGUUUAUUAGUUAAAAAAGUUUAUAGAAGUUAGAACUAGUAAAUACUUAAUGUUGGCUCAAUUCAAUAAAGCUGAGAGAAUUGUAUAUGCCAAAGUACAUACAACAGAAAAGAUCAUGGAAUGCAGUGUUUACUAACGAUAGCAGCAUUAUAUAAACACUUGUUUCCUAUCGGAAUUUCUUAUAG
Drosophila biarmipes is the source of this 1951-nucleotide messenger RNA. Its product is annotated as transmembrane protein 135. The record is from RefSeq and is a predicted model, not a curated record. NCBI's taxonomy places the organism in Eukaryota, Metazoa, Arthropoda, Insecta, Diptera, Drosophilidae. The coding region runs from base 263 to 1630 and encodes 455 amino acids. The transcript has 3 exons.